AUGCGGUUUUUACCAUCGUACCUUGUUAUCCUGUUCAUCAUAUGCACAGCCUUCCUUUUAACUAGACGAAACUCUGGCAUUGACACAGUUGAAAUUGGUGAUGAUGUAGCUGGGAAUGUUCGAGGAAAGUCGUCUGGGAAGGGGGAUAAAGCACCUUGCGGGAAACCCGUGGAGACUAGAUCAAAUAUCAAGGAUCGACGAGACCAACUGAAACGCAAUUCUCAGGGACCAGAGACUGCUACACUUGAAGAUCCUUUGGUACUUGCCGAGGUUUCUUACUCAUCCCCUUUUGAUGAACCUCCCACAGAUGACCAUAUAGAUGUCCCAUCUCCAGAGAUACAACCUGAGGAACAAUCUUCUAGUGAGUUUCAUAAGAACGAACCAGAGUCCAGGGAACCUAAAGAGGAAGCCUCUAUAGAAGCUCUUCUGGACCUGCCAGAUCAUAUUCCGGAACAUCCUCAAGAGUUUGAAGAUGAGGAUGAGGAUCCAGAAUUUCAUGAUGGUUUCUGGGAUACUCCAGAUGACUACUCUGAAAGGCAAGAUGAUACCCAAGACGAACCAGAUGGACUUGUAAUUGAUGAAGUUGAGGAUGACGAAGUAGAAGAUAUAGGGGAGGAAGACGAAGAAGGUGAGGAAGAACUAGGAGAAUUUGAAGAGUAUGUACCAGAGACUGAAGUAGAAGAGUCUGAAACUAUUGUAGGAGAUUUUAGUGACUCUGAACCAGUACUUGAAAUCCCUUACACUGAAGUCUCAGUUUAUUACUCCAGUAAUGACCAACCUGAGAAUGGAUCAGAAAAGGAGUUUGGAGAUUCAGAGUCGACUGGGUAUGAAUCCAGUGACAAUAAUUUACCAGAAACUAAAGUAGAAGAGCCAGAAGAACCUACUAAGCCUGAAAAGCCAGCAAGCUCCUUGGCUUCCAAAGUAGAUGGAUCCUUAUUCGAUGUAGAGGAGGCUGAGGAAGACAAUGUUAAGGUUCUCAAACUCCUGACUAGGGACGGAGCUGUUGCCAAGAGGGUGAAGUAUGAUGGAGAGGAGAUAUGGUCCGGAGUGAGAAGAUUUUCAACAUUUCUCUGUUCUUAUGCUGUCUUGUAUAUGGAUGGAGACAGGCCCACUCUUGCCGUUAUAAAAACAAAUGGUUUAUGUAAUACUGAACCCACAGUCUACAAGUACUAUAAUGGUACUAAAUGGCAGAGUCAUGAUGCGUAUUGGCAUAAAAAUGAACUUGAGGCUUUAAAGGAGAAGUAUAGACCUACUUCUUCCAUUGCUUUAGAUCUUGUUAAUCCUGAUGAGACAAAUAUAGAUAUAGAUGAAUACACUGAAUCCGGAGUGACUGUUAAGGAGUUUUCUCCAAAGGAUGACUUCCACAUAUCCUCUGUUAUGGAUUCUUGCAAGGAGCUAUGGAAUGCUGGAGCUGGUCAAAAGUGUUUCCUUGUGGAACAUUACGAAAAGAAUAAUGUGACAAUUCUUUACCUGGAGACUGAUGAUGGUAAUGAUACCAAGUCCAAGUGCUUUGAGAAGACUGGUAAUGAAUGGAAGAAUAUUGGCAGGGAAGUGUUUGUUGAGAAGCUUAUGACAAUGAUUAAAGAAUCUGUAGGAUCGACCAGUGACACUCCUCAGGAUACUCAUCUAGAUACUUCCUUCCACAAGAAGGGUGUUACCGUUACAAAAGUUGUGGAUGGUGAUGGAGAUAUCUACACUCUUUCCUCUGGUGAGGCAUUUGAUCAUGCUAAAGUAUACCUUAACAAGGAUGGUAAGCCUGAGCUAGUACUUGUAGUAACUAAGAGAGCUGAUACUUCCAAGGAAACUUACCUGGAGCUUAAGGAUGGUAAAUGGGUAUCCUGUGAUGAUCAUGAUGCUAAGAUUAAGAGUUUAAAGGAUACUACAGAAUGGAAAUCAGACUUUGAAAUUGAUCUUUCCUUGGCCAAUAGUACUAAUGAAUGUAGCAUCUUUGAAACGGAGUUACUAGGAGUUACCACUAGACACUUUUAUCCUAAACCUGGCCAUGCCCCUAUCAAGGUUCAGGAUGGUAAUAAGGAACUAUGGAAAUCCACAACGUGUGCCACUAAAUUUGGGUCUAAUUCCUCAGAUAGUUGUCUUUCUUGUCUUAUCUAUGAGAAAGGGGACAUAAAAAUACUAGAAAUGAUUACAGUGGAAAGAUUAACAAGGAGAUGGAAGUAUUUUGAGAGGACUGGUACUGAAUGGAAGAGUAUAACUAAGAAGGAAGAUUUUGAUAAGAAGCUUAGCGAAAUUAGUAAAUAUAGAUUAUCAUCUUCUAAUCCUACUACUUCCACAUUAGCACCUACAAAACCAUCUGGAAACUAG
This is a messenger RNA of Theileria equi strain WA, 2322 nucleotides long. RefSeq lists its product as hypothetical. The coding region runs from base 1 to 2322 and encodes 773 amino acids. Lineage: Eukaryota; Apicomplexa; Aconoidasida; Piroplasmida; Theileriidae. The record is from RefSeq and is a predicted model, not a curated record. The transcript is spliced from 3 exons.